Molecule: messenger RNA, 899 nt
Organism: Carlito syrichta (Philippine tarsier)
Lineage: Eukaryota; Metazoa; Chordata; Mammalia; Primates; Tarsiidae
Gene: HAAO
Product: 3-hydroxyanthranilate 3,4-dioxygenase
Exons: 10
Coding region: 39-899 (286 amino acids)
Biological process (GO): quinolinate metabolic process; 'de novo' NAD+ biosynthetic process from L-tryptophan
Cellular component (GO): cytoplasm
Molecular function (GO): iron ion binding; 3-hydroxyanthranilate 3,4-dioxygenase activity
Source: RefSeq, a predicted model, not a curated record
GAGGACAGCGCCGCAGGGAGAGGACGAGCCGGGCAGGCAUGGAGCGCCCCGUGAGGGUGAGGUCAUGGGUGCGGGAGAACCGGGCCUCCUUCCUGCCCCCGGUCUGCAACAAGCUCAUGCACCAGGAGCAGCUCAAGGUCAUGUUCAUCGGAGGCCCCAACACCAGGAAGGACUACCACAUCGAGGAGGGGGAAGAGGUGUUUUACCAGCUGGAAGGGGACAUGGUUCUCCGGGUCCUGGAGCGAGGAAAACAUCGGGAUGUGGUCAUCCGGCAGGGAGAGAUAUUCCUCCUGCCCGCCGGGGUGCCCCACUCACCACAGAGGUUUGCCAACACCACGGGGCUGGUGGUUGAGCGGAGGCGGCUGAAAACCGAGCUGGACGGGCUCAGGUACUACGUAGGGGACUCCGUGGACGUCCUGUUUGAGAAGUGGUUUUACUGCGAGGACCUCGGCACGCAGCUGGCCCCCAUCAUCCAGGAGUUUUUCAACUCUGAGCAGUAUAAGACAGGAAAGCCCAUCCCUGACCAGCUGCUCAAGGAGCCGCCGUUCCCUCUGAGCACUCGCUCCAUCAUGGAGCCCAUGUCGCUGGAGGCCUGGCUGGACGGCCGUCGCAGAGAGCUGCAGGCGAGCGCAUCCCUCAGCCUGUUUGGGGACACCUAUGAGACCCAGGUGAUCGCCCAUGGACAAGGCAGCAGUGAAGGCCCGAGGCAGGACGUGGACGUGUGGCUGUGGCAGCUGGAGGGCUCUUCCGUGGUGACCAUGAGGGGGCAGCGUCUCAGCCUGGCCCCGGAUGACAGCCUGUUGGUGCCAGCUGGGACCUCGUAUGCCUGGGAGCGAGCACAGGGCUCUGUGGCCCUGUCUGUGACCCAGGACCCCGCCCGUAAGAAGCCACUGGGGUGA